AAUUACAAGGGUUUUUAUGAUGUUUAAAAGAACUCAGGCCUCUAACUAGUCUAACUUGUCAAACUGUAUGGUUUGUUCAGUAAAUAACUAAUUUCCUGCAGGCAUGUUUGACAUGCCUCUGACAUUUGAGCUGAGUCCAAUCUAUUUUUGUCACAGCGUCUGGGUGAGGGUUGGACUGCUUACAGAGUUGACUUGUCGGACAGCACUGUUGGCCUGAUAUGGUUGUUUAGACCAAACAGGAUUAUUGAAUUAUCCAGUCACUCUCCUCAUGGACCUGUAUGAGAUCAGAGGAGGCAGACUGGAUGUGAUUACAGAAGAAGCUGAGCACCAAGACUUAAGCAGAGAGUCGAACACCAUGGAGCCCUACAAGGUGGCUUCAGCCAGAGGAGGAAGGGCUACCCGAGACAUUUCCACCUUGCAGAGGUUCUCUGUCGGCACCAACGAGUCCCUUCGCUUUGAGCCCUGUGAGGACAGCCCUCCUUCUCCCACUGGGGCAGAAGAUGGACUUGAUGAUGAUGAUGAUGUGUUUAGAGAGGGAGAAACCGAGAGUGAGAUUGUCAUGACCAGGAAUCACCUGCAAGGGAAGGUUGCUGAGAUGGAGAACUUUGCAGGUCAUCUGGAGGAAAUCUUUCUCACUGUGGAGGAGAACUUUGGCCGUCGGGAGCAACAUUUGGAGCAGCACUACAACGAUGUGCUGCAGACGCUGUCUCAGCGAUAUGACGAGAGGGCAGCUGGGCUGGAGGAGGAGAAGAAGAGCAAGCUGGAAGCUCUGUACAGACAGCUGCUGGCAUGUGGUCAGGCGCUGGAUGCCUCCAAGGAGCUCAUUGAGACAGCCCAGGAGAUCUACCGCAGCCGGGACAAAAGGCUUUUCCUGAAGACAGUAAUGCCCGCCAUUAAAAGGAUCGAGGAGUUUGCCAAAGAGGAGCCUGACCUCAAGUUGUCUACACAUCUUGAGUUGAACACACCACUCGCUGACCUGUCGGAUGUGAAAACCAUGAUGGACUCCAUCAAUGUUGUUCCAGCUCCAUCUGCCCCAGUAAUCAACCCCCAGAUGCCCAAUUCUGCCACCCAGACGUCUCUGCGCGUGUGCUGGAGUUUGUUCUCUGAUGACACGGUGGAGUAUUAUGAGCUUUACUACAGACCAGUGCUGGAGGACAUGCCAGCAGACAGUACCUGUGCACCACAUGAAAGCAAGGUGAAAGUGAAGGAGACCCACUGCACUGUGACAGAUCUUCUGCCUAAUGCUCAGUAUGAGCUGUGGGUGACGGCUACCAACACCACUGGCAUCAGCCCAGCGAGUGAGAAGGCCUUAUACAUGACAGUGCCGUCGCCUCCGGUGAUCAAGCAGAGGGAGUGUACAAGCUGUCCAGAGGCUGCUCUGAUCCGCUGGGAGUCAGGAAACACCAACCCUGUAGACUCUUACAACGUGGAGCUGAGUGAGAUGGGUACUGAUGGCACAGAGAGUGGUGUUACUGAGUCUAUAGUAGCCGUGCCCACCUGUCAGUGUCUUAUCCAACUGCAGACUGGACAGCGUUACCUCAUCUCUGUGAGAGCAGUCAACAUUGGCGGGCCCAGCGACAGGAGUGACGUCAUUAUAGUUUCUACAACAGGUACAUUCUUCCAUCUCCUGGAGGAGACUGCCCAUCCUUGCCUGUCCAUCUCCGAAGAUGGCUUCACCAUGUUUUAUGGAGAUGAGGAGCUGUCUAUUAGUGCUAUGGCCUUUGAUGAUAACACCUUUACCAGAUGUGUAGCUGUCCUGGGAGAUCUGAUUCCAGUGCGAGGCAGACAUUACUGGGAAGUUGAGGUAGAUGAUGGGACAGAGUUCAGGAUUGGAGUUGCAUAUAUGGACACAGAGAGGAGCUCGUACCUCGGAGCCAACAACACCUCCUGGUGUAUGAGACACAUUCUCACUCCAACCAGGCAUAAAUAUGAGUUUUUACACAAUGGUUGGAGUCCUGACUUGAGGAUUACAGUGAACCCAGUGCGGAUAGGAGUGGCACUGGACUACGAGAGGGGGACGCUGUCCUUCUUUAAUGUGGAUCUGGAACAACACCUACACACCUUCCACUGUCACUUCCAAAGUUAUGUCCACCCCUGCUUUGGCCUGGACAACCCAGGAGCUCUUACUGUACACAACAGUAUAGAGGCUCCCGAGUACACAUUCACCUGACACCAGCAAUCAUGUCUAGUAUCACAAUGUAAAGCCUGGUGGGAAGAGACAACACUUUGGUUAAAAAAAUAAAAAAUAAAAUAAAAUUCUGGGGGACAUCCCCAUUA
This is a messenger RNA of Seriola dumerili (greater amberjack), 2277 nucleotides long. It is a transcript of the gene fsd2, whose product is annotated as fibronectin type III and SPRY domain containing 2. The transcript is spliced from 13 exons. Gene Ontology annotation, molecular function: protein binding. The coding region runs from base 269 to 2170 and encodes 633 amino acids. The record is from RefSeq and is a predicted model, not a curated record. NCBI's taxonomy places the organism in Eukaryota, Metazoa, Chordata, Actinopteri, Carangiformes, Carangidae.